AUGCUCAUUGACAACUUCCUCUCCGUUUCUCUUCUUUCCUUUGCCACACUCGCGCUCUCCCGGCCACCCACUCGAGCAAGAGACCACGUCGACAAUGUCUCAUUCGGAGCAUUUCCUACGGUAUCCAGCGCAAUGCUCCCAUCCUCCACGUCUAAGCCAGCCUCAGCCUCAGCAUCUCUUCUCGCUCCACGCCGCGGCCGAGCCGUGAUUGUCAACCAAUGCUCGCAUCCAGUGUACCUAUGGUCCGUCGGCACAACUGUGCGGCCAGAGGCUAUAGUUCAGCCGUAUGGAAGAUACUACGAAACCUUCCGUCAGGAUACGGGCACAGGCGGUAUCGCCAUCAAAAUCAGUACCGUGCGCCACGGCCUGUAUAGCAGCGCGCCCAUGACCGUCUUUGCCUACAAUCUUUCCAACGAACAGGUGUGGUAUGAUCUGUCGGAUAUCUUUGGAGAUCCGUUCCGCGGCCACCCCGUCCGCUUGCAGCCGGCUGAGCCGCAGAUUUACUGGCGUGAUGGGGUGCCGCCUGCUGGGAGCCAGGUUCGUGUGCGGGAUGCGUCGGUGGAUUUAGUGCUGACGCUGUGUUGA
Penicillium alfredii is the source of this 585-nucleotide messenger RNA. RefSeq names its product Bys1 family protein. Bases 1 to 585 code for a protein of 194 amino acids. NCBI's taxonomy places the organism in Eukaryota, Fungi, Ascomycota, Eurotiomycetes, Eurotiales, Aspergillaceae. The transcript has a single exon. The record is from RefSeq and is a predicted model, not a curated record.